This is a messenger RNA of Talaromyces rugulosus, 993 nucleotides long. RefSeq lists its product as uncharacterized. Gene Ontology annotation, molecular function: methylenetetrahydrofolate dehydrogenase (NAD+) activity; methylenetetrahydrofolate dehydrogenase (NADP+) activity. Lineage: Eukaryota; Fungi; Ascomycota; Eurotiomycetes; Eurotiales; Trichocomaceae. The record is from RefSeq and is a predicted model, not a curated record. Gene Ontology annotation, cellular component: cytosol. Bases 1 to 993 code for a protein of 330 amino acids. Gene Ontology annotation, biological process: purine nucleobase biosynthetic process. The transcript is spliced from 3 exons.
AUGUCGUCCGCCGCCCCGCCGUCUUGCAAGGUCGUGCUGGCCAAAAACAUCGCCAAUGGCUUGCUUGCAGAAGUCCAGGAAGGGUUAAAGACACUGGACAAGAAACCGCAUCUGGUUGGGUUUUUGGCGAAUGACGAUCCUGCUGCGCGCAUGUAUGCGGACUGGACGGAGAAGACGUGUCUUGAGAAUGGCUACCGCUACUCGCGCCGCGACGUCUCCAAAGACGACAUCGAAGAAGCCAUUCUCGCCGCCAACACCGACUCGGACGUCGACGGCAUCAUCGUAUACUACCCAAUCUUCAACACCCGUCAAGACCAGUACCUGCAGCAAAUCGUCGACAUAUCCAAGGACGUGGAAGGUCUGAGCCACCGCUACGUCUUUAACAUGUACCAAAACAUUCGCUUUCUCGACGAAGCCUCACAAACCCAGAAAUCCAUUCUGCCGUGUACGCCGCUCGCGAUUGUCAAGAUUCUGGAGUACUUGCAGAUUUACAACACCAUUCUGCCGUUUGGGGACAGAUUGCAUGGGCAUACCAUCUGUGUUGUUAACAGGUCUGAGGUGGUCGGUAGGCCGCUCGCUGCGCUACUAGCAAAUGACGGCGCAUGCGUCUACAGCGUCGAUGUCACGGGCGUCCAAAAGUUUACGCGCGGCGAAGGGCUGAAAAAACGCAGACACGAGGUUGAAGACAUGCACGACUGGACCAUCAAGGAUGCGGCUCCGUUGUGUGACGUUGUGAUUUCCGGUGUCCCCGGGGAUUCGUACAAGUUUGAUACCAGUUUGUUGAGGGGCGGCGCAGUGUGUAUCAAUUUCUCGAGUGAGAAGAAUUUUGCGCCGGCUGUCAAGGAUAAAGCGUCGAUUUAUGUGCCGUCUAUUGGAAAGGUUACGAUUGUGGUGCUUUUGCGGAACUUGCUGAGGAUCAUCCAGAACCGGACAGCAAAUGGUGCAAAGCCUGCCAGUGCUGUUGAAAAGCCUGGCACUCUCGAGGCUGCUUAA